Messenger RNA from Dreissena polymorpha, 6498 nucleotides. Its product is annotated as arylsulfatase J-like. Bases 111 to 2021 code for a protein of 636 amino acids. The transcript has 10 exons. The record is from RefSeq and is a predicted model, not a curated record. NCBI's taxonomy places the organism in Eukaryota, Metazoa, Mollusca, Bivalvia, Myida, Dreissenidae.
CUCCCUUUUGUUUAAAGUUUCCAUUGGUAUUUGUCAAUAAUUGAACUGUCAUAUGAUCGUUAAGCGAUUGUUUAGCAGUUUACACUAUAACUGGAUGAAACGAAGACAAGAUGAAGUUAAGCCAUGGCUUACUGAUGUUGAUGGCCUUGGUAUCAUUCUGCGGUGCAGCUACCAGGCCAAACAUUGUGGUGAUAGUAGCUGAUGACCUGGGAUAUAAUGAUGUGAGUUUCCAUGGCUCCAACCAGAUCCCCACCCCAAACAUAGACAGCCUGGCAUACGAGGGGAUCAUCCUCAACAACUACUACGUGUCCCCGAUAUGUACGCCAACACGUGGGGCACUGAUGUCAGGCCGACAUCCUAUACACACAGGUCUGCAGCACAGUGUGAUAUAUUCCUCCGAGAAAUAUGGACUACCAUUAGAAGAGAAGAUUAUGCCCCAGUGGUUUAACGAGCUGGGCUACAGGUCACACAUAGUUGGCAAGUGGCACCUGGGUUUCUAUGCAGAAGAGUUCACACCAUUAUUUCGGGGAUUUGAGACUCACUAUGGUUACCUAUUGGGACAUGGCGAUUACUUUGAUCACAUGGCAGAAUGCACCCCUUGGCACCUGGGAAUGUUUGCGGAUCAAUACCUGCCCACCCUGCGCGGGUUUGAGUCCCACUAUGGGUACUACCAGGGCUGUGAGGACUACUUUGAUCACACUUACGAGGCAGAGCCUGAAUACUGGGGUCUGGACUGGCGCAGGAAUCUAGACCUUCUACGCAACGAGACCAACCUCUACUCCACCGAUCUCUUUGCACAGGAAGCAGUCAACAUCAUCAACAAGCACAACACUUCAGAACCCCUGUUUCUGUACCUUCCUCAUCAAGCCGUUCACAGCGGUAACACAGAGGGUGAUCCACUACAGGCUCCUCAACACUAUGUAGACCGGUUCCCACAUAUAAAUAACUACCACCGAAGACUGUUUGCAGGAAUGCUGGCUGCAUUAGAUGAUGCAGUCGGGUCUGUUGUGAACACUCUGAAGGCCAGAGGGAUGUAUGACAAUACUGUCAUCGUGUUCACAACCGACAAUGGUGGUCCCUCCAAUGGAUUUGAUGCAAAUGCAGCUAACAAUUUCCCUUUAAGGGGAGUGAAGGCAACCCAGUGGGAGGGUGGGUUGCGAGGCGUGGGUUUUAUUGCCUCUCCCUUGCUCAACCAGACUGGUUAUGUUUCCAAUCACAUGUUGCACGUCUGUGACUGGUUGCCCACCCUGUACGAGGCUGCUGGUGGAGACCCAACCAAGAUGGCCAAUCUCGACGGUUCCAGCGAAUGGCAGUCACUGAGCCACAACCAGCCUGGGAACCGACAAGAGAUUCUCCACAACAUUGACCCAAGUGGGAAAGGUCAGAUGGGUCUGAGGGUUGGGGACUACAAGAUUGUGGUGGGCGAUAUCGGGAUGGCCUGGAGUGACUGGUAUCCUCCCUGGACCAGCCCUGGGGACAGUCUGGAGCUUCAUGUCAACAACUCGGCCCUAUUUAAAUAUUUCACUGCCAAGGAUGAGCAGAUGCAGGUGUUAAGUGGAGAAGCCUUCAAGAACAGUGUCUUUGACAAAAAUACUCAAUACUUUGCUAACUCUAUGGCGGGCAAUAGGGGAAGUGAUGACUUAAUGGAAGAAGACAAUGAUGAAACCUUGAAAUUUGUUAAAUAUCAUAAACCUUUGCACACUGUUGGAAAGCCAAUGCCAAAAUCCACUCUGAAAUCCUACAGGCAUUUCGGAAAUCCUGUAAAGAUUGACUGUGGACAGAAACCUUUUAAUGCCUCCACUAACUGUGACCCCCGUCAGUCCCCGUGUCUGUUCCACAUUGCCUCUGACCCCUGCGAGUACAACAACAUUGCCGCUGGCAACCAGGGCCUGGUGGUCCUGUUGCUAACACGCCUCAUGCAGUGCGAGGACACAAUGGUGCCCCCAUUGAACACUCCUGUAGACCCAGCAGGGAACCCGAAAUAUCACGAUGGGGCUUGGGUACCUUGGGUUAAGUUGUAAGUCACAAUACUGUGACCCCUUGUGUAAGUUUUGAAUGGUCUCUUCUUAGCAAAAAUACAGGUAAAUUGGAAAGUGUGGUCACUGAUUAGCCUGUGUGGACUGCACAGGCUUAUUUGGGCUAAAACUUUACACACACUCAUUAAAACACGCAUUAUCACAAUGGGGCUUGAGGACCUUGCAUAAAGUUAUGAGUCACAAAUCUGGGGCUUCUUGUGCAAGUUUUUUUUUAAUAAGCUGUCUUAUGACAAAUCUGAAAAAUUUCAAUUACAAAUAAGUUCUAAGCUAACAACUCAAAGGCCUUUGUUUCCUUUGUUAUGCCCCCGGUAGGGUGGCAUAUAGCAGUUGAACUGUCCGUCAGUAAGUAUGUCAGUAUAUGUGUAUGUCAGUCUGUCCGUCCGUCCGGAAAAAAACUUUAACGUUGGCCAUAACUUUUGCAUUAUUAAAGAUAGAAACUUGAUAUUUGGCAUACAUGUGUAUCUCAUGAAGCUGCACAUUUUGAGUGGUGGAAGUUCAAGGUCAAGGUCAUCCUUCAAGGUCAAAUGCAUAUGGCGUCUGUCCGUCCGUCCAAAAACUUUAACAUUGGCCAUAACUUUUUCGCUAUCGAAGAUAGAAACUUGAUAUUUGGCAUGCAAUAAGUAUCUCAUGGAGCUGAACAUUUUGAGUGGUGAAAGAUGAAGGUGAAGGUCAUCCUUCAAGGUUAAAUGUCAAAUAUAUGGCAUCUGUCCGUCCGAAAACUUUAACAUUGGCCAUAACUUUUUCAGUAUUGAAGAUAGCAACUUGAUAUUUGGCAUGAAAAAUUAUUUCAAAGCGGCGCAAUAGCGGGCAUUGUGUUUCGUACGAACACAAUCAUGAAGAUAGCAACUUGAUAUUUGGCAUGCAUGUGUAUCUCAUGGAGCUGAACAUUUUUAGUGGUGACAGGUGAAGGUCAAGGUCAUCCUUUAAGGUCAAAUGUCAAAUAUAUGGCGUCUGUCCGUCCGAAAACUUUUACAUUGGCCAUUUUUUAAAUUUAAAUAUUGAAGAUAGCAACUUGAUAUUUGGCAUGCAUGUGUAUCUCAUGAAGCUGCACAUUUUGAGUGGUGGAAGUUCAAGGUCAAGGUCAUCCUUUAAGGUCAAAGGUAAAAAAAAAUAAAAAAUUUCAAAGUGGCGUUCUCAUGAAGUUAAGGUCAUCCUUCAAGGUCAAAGGUAAAAAAAAAUAAUAUUUCAAAGCGGCGUUCUCAUGAAGCUGCACAUUGUGAGUGGUGAAAGGUCUAGGUCAUCUUCAAGGUCAAAGGUCAAAUUAAAAAAAUAAUAAUUUCAAAGCGGCGCAAUAGGGGGCAUUGUGUUUCUGACGAACACAUCUCGUGUCUUUUUUUAUGUUUCUAAAACUCAUUGCAUGAUAAUUAUUGAUGGGGAAUACAAUUAAUUACUGACAUUUACUGCUCAUGAAUGUUAGUGGUAAGAAAUUGAGCAGCACUCUGAGAGAACCGGGCUUAAUGCAUAAUGUAUCAACCGCACCGGGGAGAACCGGGCUUAAUGCAUAAUGUAUCAACUGCACCGGAGAGAACCGGGCUUAAUGCAUAAUGUAUCAAUCGCACCGGGGAGAACCGGGCUUAAUGCAUAAUGUAUCAACUGCACUGGGGAGAACCGGGCUUAAUGCAUAAUGUAUCACCUGCACCGGGGAGAACCGGGCUUAAUGCAUAAUGUAUCAACCGCACCGGGGAGAACAGGGCUUAAUGCAUAAUGUAUCAACCGCACCGGGGAGAACCGGGCUUAAUGCAUAAUGUAUCAACUGCACCGGGGAGAACCGGGCUUAAAGCAUAGCAUAAUGUAUCAACCGCACCGGGGAGAACAGGGCUUAAUGCAUAGCAUAAUGUAUCAACCGCACCGGGGAGAACCGGGCUUAAUGCAUAGCAUAAUGUAUCAAACGCACCGGGGAGAACCGGGCUUAAUGCAUAAUGUAUCAACCGCACCAGGGAGAACCGGGCUUAAUGCAUAAUGUAUCAACUGCACCGGGGAGAACCGGGCUUAAUGCAUAAUGUAUCAACUGCACCAGGGAGAACCGGGCUUAAUGCAUAAUGUAUCAACUGCACCGGGGAGAACCGGGCUUAAUGCAUAAUGUAUCAACCGCACCGGGGAGAACUGGGCUAAUGCAUAAUGUAUCAACUGCACCGGGGAGAACCGGGCUUAAUGCAUAAAGUAUCAAUCGCACCGGCUGAUAAGGGAUGACAUAACCGGGCUUAAUGCAUAAAGUAUCAAUCGCACCGGCUGAUAAGGGAUGACAUAACCGGGCUUAAUGCAUAAAGUGUCAACCCCACCGGCUGAUAAGGGAUGACAUAAACGGGCUUAAUGCAUAAAGUGUCAACCCCACCGGCUGAUAAGGGAUGACAUUAACGGGCUUAAUGCAUAAAGUGUCAACCCCAUUGGCUGAUAAGGGAUGACAUAACCAGGCUAAAUGCAUAAAGUGUCAACCCCACCGGCUGAUAAGGGAUGACAUAACCGGGCUUAAUGCAUAAAGUGUCAACCCCACCGGCUGAUAAGGGAUGACAUAACCGGGCUUAAUGCAUAAAGUGUCAACCCCACCGGCUGAUAAGGGAUGACAUAAACGGGAUUAAUGCAUAAAGUGGCAACCCCACCGGCUGAUAAGGGAUGACAUAACCGGGCUUAAUGCAUAAAGUGUCAACCCCACCGGCUGAUAAGGGAUGACAUAACCGGGCUUAAUGCAUAAAGUGUCAACCCCACCGGCUGAUAAGGGAUGACAUAACCAGGCUAAAUGCAUAAAGUGUCAACCCCACCGGCUGAUAAGGGAUGACAUAACCGGGCUUAAUGCAUAAAGUAUCAUCCGCAAAGGCUGACUUUAACGGAAUUUAUGUUUAAAGCAAGUUUAUUAUAAGUGAAAACCCAGUUCUAGCAGAAAGUGUCGUCCUAGACUUGUACAGACUAAUCUGGGACGAAACUUAACGCAUAUGCAUUAAAACCCGAAAUAGCAAGGCAGGGCAUGAGUACCCUGGAUUAUGUUGCAACACUCAAAGCUAGGGCUUUUUAUGCAAGUUUUUAAAAACUACUUGGUAUCUCAUGACAUGUCGUAUGUAUAAUUUCAAUUGGAAAGAGUUAUUAGCUAACAACAUAUUUUUGCAAUUCGUGGCAAAAAAAUGAUUGACAGAGAAUAGAAUUGCAUACUGACAUUUAUUGAUCCUAGAUAUUAGUGGUAAGCAAUUGAGCCGCGCUCUGGGAAAAUCGGGCUUAAUGCAUGUAAAUAAAGUGUCGUUCUGUGCUGUAUGCAAAGGCUUAUAUGUGACAUAACUUUAUGGUUUUAUUGAAUUUUUGUUUUAAAGAAGUUGUUUCUUAACGAAAAGCCAGUCUAGGAGGAAACCUUUGUCCCUGAUAAGACUGUGCGGACUGCACUGUAGAACGUCACUUUACGCAUACAUUUAUGUGUUUAACCCGUUUUUUCUAGAGAGCUGCUCAAUUCAACAUCUUCAAAAAAUGUAUGUAUCAUACUUGUGAUUUAUGAGUUUUUUGUCGUUUGGCUCCUGGCCCAUAUUCAAAAUGCUUGAUAAAGAAAUUGCAGUUUUACUCAUAAAUGGAAAAGUUCAGGCAAACUUUUCAGAUUAUUUACAAAUAUGGUAAACAUGGAACUUUAAAACGUUUUUAUCAAUGUGAAUUAUUUCAGUUCAAGUCUUUAAUACUUUAAAGUCCUAAAACUUUGUAAAUUUUCUUUAUAAAUACUUAUUAUCUGUGGUUAAUUUGUAACUGGAGAUUUUUAUUAUUUUUUUUUACAAAAUAAGGAUUGGACUACAGGUAGCUUGAAAUAUUACUAUGACUUAUGCAGUCAGCACAGGCUAAUCAAGGGUGUGUUUUUGCGCUUUAUGGAUUUUUUUCUUUUUAAGAAAGUCAUCUAAUUGUCAAUCCAGUUUAGACAGAAAGUGUUGUCCCUUAUUAGCCCGUGCAAACUGCACAGGCUAAUUUGGUAUGAGACUUAAAGCGCAUGUAUUAGGCCCCUUUUCCCAGCCUGCGGCUCUUAAAGUGAAUUAAGUAUGAAGAAAACUAGUGUGUUAGCUUUUUACACACUAAUCUUUGACGUAUAUUUGUUCAUCGAAAGUGCAUUAUUGGAUGUGAUGGUCAGGUUUACAAGAAAGGGAGAAACAGCAUUAAUUUAGAAUAUCAUGCAAUCAGAGCUCUAGCAUGUCAUUUGACAACUGGUUAAAUAGUAAACUAAUGUGCCUUGAUAAUUGGUUACAAUUGUUCCAAAUUAUUGUUUUAAAACUUUAAACAUUCCAGUGUUUUGAGUACGAUUUUUUGUUGUACAAAAGUACCUUGUGUGUGUUGUGUACUUGGUUCUUUGUAAAAUGAGAUACUUUGAAAGUGCAAUAAAGCAACAUAUUUUUUAAGUUUUUUUGAACCUAUAUUAGCAAUACAAGAACUUGAUUAGUUAUGACUUUUUGUUUUUUUAUGUAGCUUAUUAUGUGAUUUUAGAGUAAUAAAAUAUCUACCAAUUUUA